Schistosoma guineensis is the source of this 723-nucleotide messenger RNA. NCBI's taxonomy places the organism in Eukaryota, Metazoa, Platyhelminthes, Trematoda, Strigeidida, Schistosomatidae. The record is from the annotation of a GenBank genome assembly.
AUGGUUAUAUGUUUUAUGAAAAUAGUUUUAUACAAAAUUAUUGAUGCUGAUAAACCAUAUUUAACUGGAAGUUAUUCAUCAUUACAAAAUACACCAGGUUUAUCAAUUGUUCCAGUGAUUUCAACUGAAAUGAAUCUAGUUGCGUAUAAAGAUGGUAAACCUGAUACUUUUCUUAUCUUUCAAGACAUGCUUAUCGCAUUCCUAUCGCAGUAUGAAUAUUACUCAUACACAGGAAACAAUUUGCGCGAUUGUUCAGUGCAGAAUGAUUCCCAAGCUUUAACUUAUGGAACAUUAGUUGAAACAAGCUGCCUUUUCAAUUUGGAUUGGUCUUAUGCAUGUAAUAUCAACAAUUAUUUUGGGUAUGACAGUGGAUCACCUUGUGUAAUAAUUAAACUUAAUCGUCUCUAUGGUUGGUUGCCUGAUAUACGAUCAAAUGAGAAUGGGAUUAAGAUAUGUUGUAAAGGAGCUAAUCCAAAUGACGAUAUUCUUUUAGGUACAAUUUGUCUGUAUGAUGCUUAUAUACAUACAGAAGAAGGAUGUGGACGACAAUGCGCUUUUAUUCCUCAUCAAUAUUUUCCAUAUUUAAACCAAGAAUCAUAUCAGUCUCCGUUAAUCUUUCUUCAGUUUCAAAAUGUCAAGAAAAAUGUUUUGAUACAAAUCCAUUGUGAGACAGUAAAUUUGCCUAAUAAGAUGAGUGUAAAUUUUGCACUUCUGGUGGACUAG